Molecule: messenger RNA, 1435 nt
Organism: Phyllotreta striolata
Lineage: Eukaryota; Metazoa; Arthropoda; Insecta; Coleoptera; Chrysomelidae
Source: the annotation of a GenBank genome assembly
AUUUAUUUUGCGUGGUAUUAUACGUGUAGAUAAGAAACGGCUUAAUCUUUUAGUCAAUAUAUUCAUAAGUGUACAUACAUAAAUAUUUAUUAGCGUAAACAUAAUAAAUACCUAUUAUAACCUGGUCCUAGUUAUGUCCAAAAGUUUAUCAGUACAAUUCGUAGCGAGUGAAUGGAAUAUUAAAAUUGACAAGGUAAUCGAUAUGAUGAACAACAAGGUUUUCGUUCGUUCGACUUCAUUCUACCUCGCUAUCGUAUUAUUUUUUGUAUUAAUUUAUUCGAUUCACAUCUUGAGCUGGAAAACUAUGACGGAGUCAGACACUAAGCCCAUUACAACUCAAAAAGAAGAAGCUCCAAGAACGCCUCAUACAGAAGCUCAAACUGUAACUACCAAAAAAGCAACCGUAACUCCGAAAGUACCUCAAAAUUCGGUGGAUUGUUUUCGACAAAAUGCUCCCACUCUGCCGGAUAUCUCAUCGGUGAACCCCAAACGAGGAAAAUCUGUAUUUUUCCACGAAACCUCAUGUAUAUCUUACAACAAUGGGAAAAUCUCUAUAACAGCACGUCAAGCUUGCGCCGUGGAAAGCGCUGCUAGGCUGAAUCCCAAUCUCGACGUUUAUCUUCUCUACACCUCGCCUGGUGAAAUAAAAAUGGAAGGCGACGAAUCGGAUUUGUACCUGCAAGCGCUGAUGAAAUACGACAAUGUAAAAAUCAUGCACUUGGACUUCGCAAAAUACACCAAGGGCACGCCAGUCGAGGAGUUGUACACCUCUAAGAAAUUGGAUAAUUCGUUAAAUUCCAUCGAACACGCUAGCGAUAUCCUUAGGUAUGUUAGUUUAUGGAAAUACGGAGGUAUUUAUUUAGAUUUAGAUACGAUAACGUUGAAAACUUUGGAGAAACUGAAACCGAAUUUCGCGAGUCCUGAAUCUACUUCGUUCGUAGCAGCAGGAAUUCUAGGAUUCGAGCCCGAUGGUGUCGGUCACCAAUGGGCUGAUAUGUGCCUCAACGAUUUGAGAGUUGGAUUUACAGGAAAAGACUGGGCUAACAGCAGCGUUGGAGUGAUCACUAGAUUAUUACGGUCUAUAUGCACGACACCGGUGAUUCCCAACAUGACUGAAGAGACUUGCAAAGGAUUCAAAUUGUACCCGACGAAGGACUUCUAUCCGGUAUUCUGGGACAAAUAUAUGUGGAUGUUCCAGGAGGAACAUUUCUUAGAUACCCUGAAAUUAGCGGAAAACGCAACGGCCACGCACAAUUGGAACAAACUAACCAGAGGCAUUAAGAUCAACAUAAAAAACGUCUAUAUACCUUAUCUAUAUUACGCCAAAAAAUUCUGCCCCAACGUAUUGAGCGAAUGCAAAGAAAUAUUUUAAAACUGUGAUAAAAUUUUGUAUGUUUUUUUAUAAAUAGGAUAAUUUAUUUACAAAUUAUAUGUU